AAGAAUAUCAACAAGUAUAUCAGUGGUUAUAUUCUGAUGAUCCAAAACAAAAUGAAUUAGGUGUCAAACGUGCCAAGGUUUGGUCUGCUCGUGGAAAAAAUCCUCAUGCUGUUGUGAGCACUGCUGCAUUUGUAGAAGUAUCUUUAAGAGAUAAAACUUCUUUUGGAAAAAUAUACAAUCAUGAAUUUGUCAAUGGAAUGGUAGAUCCAACUCAAGGUUCAUAUGCAUCAUCUGUUGCGUCGUUAGCAUUAAAACUUAAUAUGCCAUUAUGGUUUGUUGAAUUACGUCAUGCUGGAACACAUGAACAUCUUCCCAGCUUACAAGUUUUGCGAAAUGGAUGUCAACAGGCAUUGCAAUGGCUUAACGAAAAUUAUUGGGGAAUCCAAAGACCAUUGCAAUCAACGCACAUGAACGAAAUUCAUUCAUUGCUUUCUAAAUACAAAGAAUUAAGAAAGAAAAAUUUAAAAGAUUCGGAACCGGAUGAUACGAAUUCUAUGGACAAGAUUGUAAAACGAUUAUUAAAUUUAGUUAGCGCAGAAUAUGUGAGAGAUUUACUUAUACCUGUCUUAUUAGAAGAAGGAUUCUUGGUGCCUACAGAGACUAAGUAUGUAAAUGCUAAUCUUCAUAUUCUGGAUUUGUUAGAUUUAUGGUUUGCCAUAUUAUGCAAAUUUGAUAGUGAAUGGACUAAUUUUGGCAGUGAAUUAGUACAGGGUAUGUUAGAAAAAUUGGUAAUGGAUGAAGAAGAAAAUAAUCCUAUUACGGAUUCAAAUUCAGAAUCAGUAUGGAAAAUGUAUGAUUCGGAAAAAUGGAAAGCAUGUCCAAUGGGAUGUUUACCUAACGGACAAAUUCCUUGUUUGGAUCUUUCACCUGACCUAGACGAACAAA
This is a messenger RNA of Racocetra fulgida, 885 nucleotides long. Lineage: Eukaryota; Fungi; Glomeromycota; Glomeromycetes; Diversisporales; Gigasporaceae. The record is from the annotation of a GenBank genome assembly.